CRACGACGAACAGGAGGGUGCACCUACAGUGAACGGUAAGAUGGUGAGCGAACCGUGUAGAUGGGAAGAGAUCUCCAAUCGGAUGAAGGAGGUGGGAGUGGUGAAGGAUGCAGAAAAUUGCAGGUGUAAGUGGGAUCAGGAGAUGUGUCAUUAUCGCAAGAUACAUGACUAUCAGGGGGGCUCUGGAACGCCGGAUUUCUUUGCUAUCUGCUUUGAGAAGCGAAAGAAGCGCAAAAUACCGUAUUGCAUGCGGAGGGAAGCGUACGACGUUUUCGACGAGCUGUAUGGGAAGGAGGACGAGUCUAUCAGCCUCCUCAUCUGUCAGAAACGGAAGUUGGGUACGCGGCCUCCGGAGGAGGUUCUAGCGGCGUGGAGAGGAGCACUGCAAACGCUGGUCAAGCCAGGAGACGGAAAAGCAUUCGCGAGAAGGUGGGCAAGCCACGGGGUGAAGGAGAAGGAAAAGCAUUCGCGAGAAGGUGGGCACCGGCAUGUCCGACUCCAUCGACGCACACGGAGCCGCCUUGACACCUGCCCUCGAUCGGGCGUUUCACAGGCAGGAUAAGUCGGACGACAG
This is a messenger RNA of Chara braunii, 574 nucleotides long. The record is from the annotation of a GenBank genome assembly. Lineage: Eukaryota; Viridiplantae; Streptophyta; Charophyceae; Charales; Characeae.